AUGUCAUUUUCGUAUUGGGAUCCCAAAAACUUACUAUAUCUUUCACAUUGGAGAGAGUAUCAAGAGCUCAGACAAGAUAUGACAUCUCAACAGUUGGGGCUAUCUCUUAAUGCACUUUCACAGGGUAUUACCAAAGGUGAAAAUUUUUUAUCCGUACCAAUGUAUCAUCUUAGAAGGUCUGAUUGGUCUCCAAAUAUGAGAAAAUUUCAAACUCAUCCUCAAGGACUUGCAGAAAGAGAAUCUAAAUCCAGAGAAAUCAUGAGUCAAGCUGAAGAACAAGAGAAAUCAAGGGAUGAAGGAAGCAAACCAGAAAAGAAAUCAAGAAAACCUUGUUCUGAAGGAUACUAUUGUACUUGAGGUCUCUCUAAAGACAAUGCUUACAAAAUAAAUACUAUUCUUAAAAAGAAAAACUUAGAAUUCAUGCUUGCUUUAAGAGGGUUCUCUUUCCAAAUUAGAGAAACACAAACUCCAAUUACCAGGAAGAGAGCCUUCAAAUUUGUGUGUAAGUACAAUGGCUCUUGCGAUGCUGUAUUUGAUAGGAGCUGGAACUUGCUCGAUCACUGAAGAAUGCACUACAGAAUCAAGCCUUAUCAGUGUCCUAGAUGAGAUAAAAGAUUUACCCAAAGAGGUAAUUUGGGUAAACACAUUGCUACCCACGAGACACCCAAAUAA
Messenger RNA from Moneuplotes crassus, 672 nucleotides. NCBI's taxonomy places the organism in Eukaryota, Ciliophora, Spirotrichea, Euplotida, Euplotidae. The record is from the annotation of a GenBank genome assembly.